AUGCCUGAUGAAAUAAAACAAUGUAGGAAGAAGAUGUCCUCGAGUCGCAAACACAAUCUGAAGAGCUUGAUGCUCUCGAUUGCGAAGGGCUUGCUGGAGGUGGAGGAGAGGGAGAGGGAGGAGGAGAGGGUGAGGUACAUGGAUGAGAAGUGUCCCUCGCUCUCUCUGCCUUCAGGCUCACAGGAGAUGCAGGAAUUCUGCAAGAAGCUCCACCAUCAGAUUGAUGAACUCGAAGAGGAGCGAUACGACCUGGAAAUUAAAGUGACCAAGUGUAGCAAAGAGAUUGAGGACAUGAAGUUCAAGGUGAUCGAUCUGAAGGGCAAGUUCAAGAAGCCGGCCUUGAAGAGGGUGCGCAUGUCUGCCGACGCCAUGCUCAAGGCCCUGCUGGGCUCCAAGCACAAGGUCAACAUGGACCUGAGAGCCAACCUCAAACAAGUGAAGAAGGAGGUCAAGGAGGAGGACAAGGAAAUGCGCGAUGUUGGCGACUGGCGAAAGAACGUGGAGGACAAGGCGGGGAUGGACGGCAGGAAGAAGAUGUUUGAGACAGAGUCUUAG
Molecule: messenger RNA, 555 nt
Organism: Conger conger (European conger)
Lineage: Eukaryota; Metazoa; Chordata; Actinopteri; Anguilliformes; Congridae
Product: troponin I, fast skeletal muscle-like
Exons: 6
Coding region: 1-555 (184 amino acids)
Biological process (GO): muscle contraction
Cellular component (GO): troponin complex
Source: RefSeq, a predicted model, not a curated record